GGGAGUUUCUCCUCGGGGUCGGAGCAGGAGGCACGCGGACUGUGAGGCCACGCAUGAGCGGACGCUAACCCCCACCCCAGCCGCAAAGAGUCUACAUGUCUAGGGUCUAGACAUGUUCAGCUUUGUGGACCUCCGGCUCCUGCUCCUCUUAGCGGCCACCGCCCUCCAGACGCACGGCCAAGAGGAGGGCCAAGAAGAAGACAUCCCACCAGUCACCUGCGUACAGAACGGCAUCAGGUACCACGACCGAGAAGUAUGGAAACCCGAGGUCUGUCAGAUCUGUGUCUGCGACAAUGGCAACGUGUUGUGUGAUGACGUGAUCUGCGAGGACACCAAGAACUGCCCCGGCGCCGUAGCCCCCCCGGGCGAGUGCUGCCCGGUCUGCCCGGACGGCGAGGUGACGCCUACGGACCUAGAAACCGCAGGAGUCGAGGGACCCAAAGGAGACACCGGCCCCCGAGGCCCCAGGGGACCCGCAGGCCCCCCUGGCCGAGAUGGCAUCCCUGGACAGCCUGGACUCCCCGGACCCCCCGGGCCCCCCGGACCCCCCGGACCCCCUGGCCUCGGAGGAAACUUUGCUCCUCAAAUGUCUUAUGGCUAUGAUGAGAAAUCAGCUGGAGUUUCCGUGCCUGGUCCCAUGGGUCCUUCUGGUCCUCGUGGUCUCCCUGGCCCCCCUGGCGCACCUGGUCCUCAAGGUUUCCAAGGCCCUCCCGGUGAGCCCGGCGAGCCUGGGGCUACAGGUCCCAUGGGUCCCCGUGGUCCCCCUGGCCCUCCUGGCAAGAACGGAGAUGAUGGUGAAGCUGGAAAGCCUGGUCGCCCCGGUGAGCGUGGGCCUCCUGGACCUCAGGGUGCUCGGGGAUUGCCUGGCACAGCUGGUCUCCCUGGAAUGAAGGGACACAGAGGUUUCAGUGGUUUGGAUGGUGCCAAGGGUGAUGCUGGUCCUGCCGGGCCCAAGGGGGAGCCUGGUAGCCCUGGUGAAAACGGAGCUCCUGGUCAGAUGGGUCCCCGUGGUCUGCCUGGUGAAAGAGGUCGCCCUGGACCCCCUGGCCCUGCUGGUGCUCGUGGAAAUGAUGGUGCUACUGGUGCUGCUGGUCCCCCCGGUCCCACCGGUCCUGCUGGCCCUCCUGGCUUCCCUGGUGCUGUUGGUGCUAAGGGUGAAGCUGGUCCCCAAGGAGCCCGAGGCUCUGAAGGUCCCCAGGGUGUGCGUGGUGAACCUGGUCCCCCUGGCCCUGCUGGUGCUGCAGGCCCUGCUGGAAACCCUGGUGCUGAUGGACAGCCUGGUGCUAAAGGUGCCAAUGGUGCUCCUGGUAUUGCUGGUGCUCCUGGUUUCCCUGGUGCCCGAGGCCCCUCUGGACCCCAGGGCCCCAGUGGUCCCCCCGGUCCCAAGGGUAACAGCGGUGAACCUGGUGCUCCUGGCAACAAAGGAGAUGCUGGUGCCAAGGGAGAGCCCGGUGCCCCUGGUAUUCAAGGACCCCCUGGCCCUGCUGGGGAGGAAGGAAAGCGAGGAGCCCGAGGUGAACCCGGACCUGCCGGCCUGCCCGGACCCCCUGGCGAGCGUGGUGGACCCGGUGGCCGUGGUUUCCCUGGCGCGGAUGGUGUUGCUGGUCCCAAGGGUCCCGCUGGUGAACGUGGUCCUCCUGGCCCUGCUGGCCCCAAAGGCUCUCCUGGUGAAGCCGGUCGCCCCGGUGAAGCUGGUCUGCCUGGUGCCAAGGGUCUGACUGGAAGCCCUGGCAGCCCCGGUCCUGACGGCAAAACUGGCCCCCCUGGUCCCGCUGGUCAAGAUGGUCGCCCCGGACCUCCAGGCCCCCCCGGUGCCCGCGGUCAGGCUGGUGUGAUGGGAUUCCCCGGACCUAAAGGUGCUGCUGGAGAGCCCGGUAAAGCUGGAGAGCGAGGUGUUCCUGGGCCCCCCGGCGCUGUGGGUCCUGCUGGCAAAGACGGAGAAGCUGGAGCUCAGGGACCCCCUGGCCCUGCUGGCCCCGCUGGUGAGAGAGGUGAACAAGGCCCUGCUGGCUCCCCCGGGUUCCAGGGUCUCCCUGGCCCCGCUGGUCCUCCUGGUGAAGCAGGCAAACCUGGUGAACAGGGUGUUCCUGGAGACCUCGGUGCCCCUGGCCCCUCUGGAGCAAGAGGCGAGAGAGGUUUCCCUGGCGAGCGUGGUGUGCAAGGUCCUCCCGGUCCUGCUGGUCCCCGUGGGGCCAACGGUGCCCCUGGCAAUGAUGGUGCUAAGGGUGAUGCCGGUGCCCCGGGAGCCCCUGGUGCCCAAGGCGCCCCCGGCCUUCAGGGAAUGCCUGGUGAACGAGGUGCAGCUGGUCUUCCAGGCCCUAAGGGUGACAGAGGCGAUGCUGGUCCCAAAGGUGCUGAUGGUGCUCCUGGCAAAGAUGGUGCCCGAGGUCUGACUGGCCCCAUCGGUCCUCCUGGCCCUGCUGGUGCCCCUGGUGACAAGGGUGAAACUGGUCCCAGCGGCCCUGCUGGUCCCACUGGAGCUCGUGGCGCCCCAGGAGACCGUGGUGAGCCUGGCCCCCCCGGCCCUGCUGGCUUCGCUGGCCCCCCUGGUGCUGAUGGCCAACCUGGUGCUAAAGGCGAGCCCGGUGACGCUGGUGCUAAAGGCGAUGCUGGCCCCCCUGGCCCUGCUGGACCCGCUGGCCCCCCCGGCCCCAUUGGUAACGUUGGUGCUCCUGGACCCAAAGGUGCUCGUGGCAGCGCCGGUCCCCCUGGUGCUACUGGUUUCCCUGGUGCUGCUGGCCGAGUCGGUCCCCCCGGCCCCUCUGGAAAUGCUGGACCCCCCGGUCCUCCUGGCCCUGCUGGCAAAGAAGGCGGCAAAGGCCCCCGUGGUGAGACUGGCCCUGCUGGACGUCCUGGUGAAGUCGGUCCCCCUGGUCCCCCUGGCCCUGCUGGUGAGAAAGGAGCCCCUGGUGCGGAUGGACCUGCUGGCGCUCCCGGUACCCCUGGACCUCAGGGUAUUGCUGGACAACGUGGUGUGGUCGGCCUGCCUGGUCAGCGAGGAGAAAGAGGCUUCCCUGGUCUUCCUGGCCCCUCUGGUGAACCUGGCAAACAAGGUCCUUCUGGACCCAGUGGUGAACGUGGCCCCCCUGGUCCCAUGGGCCCCCCUGGAUUGGCUGGACCCCCUGGAGAGUCUGGACGUGAGGGAUCUCCUGGCGCUGAAGGCUCCCCCGGACGAGACGGUGCUCCUGGCGCCAAAGGUGACCGUGGUGAGACUGGCCCUGCUGGACCCCCUGGUGCUCCUGGUGCUCCUGGUGCCCCUGGCCCCGUCGGCCCUGCUGGCAAGAGUGGCGACCGUGGCGAGACUGGUCCUGCUGGUCCUGCUGGUCCCAUCGGCCCCGUUGGUGCCCGUGGCCCCGCUGGACCCCAAGGCCCCCGUGGUGACAAGGGUGAGACAGGCGAACAGGGCGACAGAGGCAUAAAGGGUCACCGUGGCUUCUCCGGUCUCCAGGGUCCCCCUGGUCCUCCUGGCUCUCCUGGUGAACAAGGUCCCUCUGGAGCUUCUGGUCCUGCUGGUCCUCGUGGUCCCCCCGGCUCUCCUGGCGCUCCUGGCAAAGAUGGACUCAACGGUCUCGCAGGCCCCAUCGGCCCCCCUGGUCCCCGCGGUCGCACUGGCGAUGCCGGUCCUGUUGGUCCCCCCGGCCCUCCUGGGCCUCCUGGGCCUCCCGGGCCUCCCAGCGGCGGUUUCGACUUCAGCUUCCUGCCCCAGCCACCUCAAGAGAAGGCUCACGAUGGCGGCCGCUACUACCGGGCCGAUGAUGCCAACGUGGUCCGUGACCGUGACCUGGAGGUGGACACCACCCUCAAGAGCCUGAGCCAGCAGAUCGAGAACAUCCGGAGCCCUGAAGGCAGCCGCAAGAACCCAGCCCGCACCUGCCGCGACCUCAAGAUGUGCCACUUGGACUGGAAGAGCGGAGAAUACUGGAUUGACCCCAACCAAGGCUGCAACCUGGACGCCAUCAAGGUCUUCUGCAACAUGGAGACAGGGGAGACCUGCGUGUACCCCACUCAGCCCAGCGUGGCCCAGAAGAACUGGUACAUCAGCAAGAACCCCAAGGAGAAGAAGCAUGUCUGGUUCGGCGAGAGCAUGACCGGCGGAUCCCAGUUCGAAUACGGCGGCCAGGGCUCCGACCCCGCCGAUGUGGCCAUCCAGCUGACCUUCCUGCGCCUGAUGUCCACCGAGGCCUCCCAGAACAUCACCUACCACUGCAAGAACAGCGUGGCCUACAUGGACCAGCAGACAGGCAACCUCAAGAAGUCCCUGCUCCUCCAGGGCUCCAACGAGAUCGAGCUCCGGUCCGAGGGCAACAGCCGCUUCACCUACACUGUCACCCACGACGGCUGCACGAGUCACACCGGAACCUGGGGCAAGACAGUGAUCGAAUACAAAACCACCAAGACCUCCCGCCUGCCCAUCAUCGAUGUGGCCCCCUUGGACAUUGGCGCCCCAGACCAGGAAUUCGGCAUCGACAUUGGCCCUGUCUGCUUCCUGUGAACUCCCUCCACCCCAACCUGGCUCCCUCCCACCCAACCCACUUGCCCCUGACCGUGGAAACAGACAAACAACCCAAACUGAACCCCCCAAAAAGCCAAAAAAUGGGAAACAAUUUCACAUGGACUUUGGAAAAUUUUUUUUUCCUUUGCAUUCAUCUCUCAAACUUAGUUUUUAUCUUUGACCAACUGAACAUGACCAAAAAC
This is a messenger RNA of Pteronotus mesoamericanus, 4695 nucleotides long. It is a transcript of the gene COL1A1, whose product is annotated as collagen type I alpha 1 chain. NCBI's taxonomy places the organism in Eukaryota, Metazoa, Chordata, Mammalia, Chiroptera, Mormoopidae. Gene Ontology annotation, molecular function: extracellular matrix structural constituent conferring tensile strength; protein binding. The transcript has 51 exons. The coding region runs from base 113 to 4492 and encodes 1459 amino acids. Gene Ontology annotation, biological process: extracellular matrix organization. The record is from RefSeq and is a predicted model, not a curated record.